AGGAAGAUACCUUCCUUGCACAACCAAUCACACAUACAUAGUAACCCAAUUUACUUAAAUUGAUUCUUUUUUCUUUCAUUUCCAUACCACAAAAAAUGAAAAUGCCUUCUUUUCUUAAUUCUUUACCUCAACGCUCAUUCUUCUUCUGUUUCCUCCUUCUUCCACUUUUGCUUUUGCUUUUGCUAUUAGUACCCCCUUCUUCUUCUUCUUCUUCCUCUAAUUAUGAGAAGAAAGUAACAAUGUCAUUUUACUACGAAACUUUGUGUCCUUAUUGUGCUGAUUUCAUAGUGAACCAUCUUGUGAAACUAUUCCAAACGGAUCUUAUUUCUAUUGUGAAUCUUAGAAUGGUUCCUUGGGGAAAUGCUGGGAUUGCACCUAAUGGUACUUUUGAUUGUCAGCAUGGAAAAGAUGAAUGCUUCCUAAACACGAUCGAGGCCUGCACCAUUGCAAUAUAUCCUGAUGUGGCAAAACAUUUCAGAUUUAUAGAAUGCAUAGAACGUCUCACCUUACAAGAUCGGUAUAGAGAAUGGUCUAAUUGCUUCCAAACGACAUCAAUAAUUGACUGCUACAACAGUGGCAAUGGAAAUUCGAUUGAACAAAAGUAUGCUAAGGAAACUGAUAAACUUAAUCCUCCUCAUACAUUUGUUCCAUGGGUGGUUGUCAAUGACCAUGCACUCCAAGAGGACUUCGAAAAUUUUGUGACAUAUAUUUGCAAGGCUUACAAGGGAAAAUUGAAACCAAAUGCUUGUAAAUCACUUUCAACAAGAACUUAUUACGACUCGGAUGUGAAAAUGGACUCAUUUCAUCGUGUUUGCUAUGUAGAUGAAGCAAGAAAUUUGACCUUACUUAACUAGUCGCAUAAUUAAGGAGGAAAUCUCUAUGAAAAUGAACUUGGAAUGCAUUUUUGGUGUGUUUCAUGUGGCUGUUAUAGAAUUCUCACUUUGUCACAAUCAAUAAGUCAUAUAUGUGCAUGACUUGCCUUAGAAUUUAGAAAGUGAAAAGCAUCAUAAUAAAAUAAAAUUUGAGGAUUUAUUCCUUCAAUUAUGCA
Molecule: messenger RNA, 1048 nt
Organism: Cicer arietinum (chickpea)
Lineage: Eukaryota; Viridiplantae; Streptophyta; Magnoliopsida; Fabales; Fabaceae
Product: gamma-interferon-responsive lysosomal thiol protein
Molecular function (GO): oxidoreductase activity, acting on a sulfur group of donors, disulfide as acceptor
Source: RefSeq, a predicted model, not a curated record